GGGCCAGAUCGCAAGGCAUGGAGGAGAAUCCUGCUGGGCUAAGGGCGUUGGGGUACGGGGCGGGGGUGGUGGUGGUGGUGGGGCUACCGUAAUGGACAAAUGAAGUAAAACAACUUCAGUAUGAAACAUAGAGUAUUUAAAUGGUAUUAAAACAACGUAAGUGCUCAUCCGUGUAACGCAUCAUCAUCAUCUAUAUAUAUAUACAAUAACCCAUAGGCAGGAGGAAACCUGUGGUUCUUCAGCCCUAGUGUGCACCAGUCCUGGACUAGUCUCCUUUAAUCCUACCGGCCAUCCGACAGGCGGGUUAUACCACAUUAACCCCCUUUUCUCCAAGAGGAAAACACAGCUCAAAGAGGUUAAGCAGCUUGCCCAGGAUGUGGACUAGUGGGGGAUGGAUCGGGAUCUAGCCCACUCAGGCUGACUCCAGACCUCUUCCUGCCCACUGCGGGGCGGGUAUUGUUAUCCUGCUAUUAUAGGUGAGGAUACUGAAGGGCAGGAAGAGAUGGCUUGCCCAGAACCCCAGGCCUAAUAACAGCUGGGACUGGAACCUCCAGCCUCAGUCCUUCCAUGUCACCCCAUGUGGCCUUUCCCAUAGCAAGUGGGUCCAGACAGAAACCCCAUAUAUAAGAUCAAGGUAGAAAAUAAUGGAAAAGUGAUUACAAGAGGAAAUUCGGUUUUUAAAAAUUCUUGGAACAUUCAUGUUCCCACUGAACAUUUAUGCUAACCUAACAACAGAGCAUAAAAUCUGAGGAUGAGCCUUUUGGCUCUUCUACUGAGUUUCCAGUUUGGGAGGGAAAUGGAUGAAGGGGUGGAGGGGGUCUCCCUCCCACGGCCUCCCCUGGCCACCACAUCAACCCUGAAGACCCAAAUCGCUUUCGGUCCAGUAGGUAACAUAAGCCAUGUUAUUUUACACAUUAUUUGACGUAGGAGGGCGGGUGUGUUGUUUGCUCAAAACCUUAAGCAGGAAGAGGCAUAGGGAGCUGUGUCAGAUCAAGGGUCAGACUGGAUACAAGCAGCUACAAAACUCCACGCCUGAUUCAUGCCCCGGGGAUUAACAUGUUAGGCUGGUUCCUCGUGGUUGUGAGGCAGCAGCAACUCAGACAGCUUUUGGGAAAUUUAUCUGCAGCUGGUGAGGGUCACAUUGUCCACAACUGGAAGGUGCGUUGGUUCAUCCUUCGGCAGAACACGCUGCUGUACUAUAAGCUCGAGGCGGGUCGGAAAGUGAACCCUCCCAAGGGCCGGAUCCUUCUGGAUGGCUGCACCAUCACCUGCCCCUGCCUGGAGUACGAAAACCGACCGCUGCUCAUUAAGCUGAAAACGCAGACAUCUACGGAGUACUUCCUGGAGGCCUGUUCUCGAGAGGAGAGGGAUGCCUGGGCCUUUGAGAUAACAGGAGCUAUUCACGCUGGGCAGCCCGGGAAGGUCCAGCAACUCCACAUAUUGAAAAACUCCUUCAAGCUGCCCCCUCACAUCAGCCUGCAUCGCAUCAUAGACAAGAUGCAUGACAGCAGCAGUGGAAUCCGGCCAAGCCCCAACAUGGAGCAGGGAAGCACCUACAAAAAGACCUUCAUAGGCUCCUCCCUCGUGGACUGGCUCAUCUCCAACAGCUUCGCAGCCAGCCGUCUGGAGGCAGUGACCUUGGCCUCCAUGCUCAUGGAGGAGAAUUUCCUUAGGCCGGUGGGCGCCCGAAGCACAGGAGCCAUUCGCUCUGGGGAUCUGGUUGAGCAGUUUCUGGAUGACUCCACGGCCCUGUACACUUUUGCUGAGAGCUGCAAGAAAAAGAUAAGCCCCAAGGAAGAAAUAAGUCUCAGCACUGUGGAGUUAAGUGGAACAGUGGUGAAACAAGGCUAUCUGGCCAAACAGGGGCACAAGAGGAAAAACUGGAAGGUGCGGCGCUUCGUUCUGAGGAAGGACCCGGCUUUCCUGCAUUACUACGACCCUUCCAAAGAAGAGAACCGGCCUGUGGGUGGGUUUUCUCUCCGUGGUUCACUCGUGUCUGCGCUGGAGGAUAACGGCGUUCCCACUGGGGUUAAAGGGAAUGUCCAGGGAAAUCUCUUCAAAGUGAUUACUAAGGAUGACACACACUAUUAUAUCCAGGCCAGCAGCAAGGCUGAGCGUUCAGAGUGGAUCGAAGCUAUCAAACAGCUAACGUGACAAGAUCUUAAGGGUGUAGCACCAGGAUUCCUCCCUCCUACCGGAUGACACAGACAGGAUUUCCUGGAAAAUGGGGGUGUGUUGAGACUUUUAACUUUUAUAUUUUGUACUGUUUUGGAGUGAGCUUGGUGAAGUUCCUCAGAUUACAGUCAGCAGUGGUGCUAUUUAUUUCCUUCCCCACUCUCACAUUAACAUGGAAAUGCUGGAAUAGUCAUUAGGCAUCCACAUUUUGACUUUUGCCCAUCAUCACAACCAGCCAUUCCUUGGGCACCAAAGUCAGAUCCCUUUGUUACACUAACUGGCCAUGUUGUAAAACUAAAUAAAACACUAUCGUCUCAUAGUGGCACUCUCUGAAAUGCUGUCAGCAACUCCUAACUCCUUUGGAAAUAAUAAAAAUUUGACAUUUGUU
Molecule: messenger RNA, 2563 nt
Organism: Sus scrofa (pig)
Lineage: Eukaryota; Metazoa; Chordata; Mammalia; Artiodactyla; Suidae
Source: RefSeq, a predicted model, not a curated record